Molecule: messenger RNA, 1898 nt
Organism: Arachis duranensis
Lineage: Eukaryota; Viridiplantae; Streptophyta; Magnoliopsida; Fabales; Fabaceae
Product: protein TPX2
Exons: 18
Coding region: 136-1599 (487 amino acids)
Biological process (GO): mitotic spindle assembly; activation of protein kinase activity; regulation of mitotic spindle organization
Cellular component (GO): mitotic spindle; nuclear microtubule
Molecular function (GO): microtubule binding; protein kinase activator activity
Source: RefSeq, a predicted model, not a curated record
UGUAAAAUCCCUCUCAGUACUCAGUAGCUUGACUAGCUAACAGUAACAGUAGCUAUCAACAUUCAACAGUGCAUUUUCUUCAACGAGUUCUAUUCGGAGCUUUAUAACCCGCAAUCGCAAUAGUCGGUGGCGACGAUGAUGAUGACCACCACGACGAUGGAGGAGGAGGAGGAAGACAUGGAAAUAGAGAAUGACGUUUAUGUGGCUCACGAAAUCGACCUCGAUUACGAGUUUGAUGCAGCGCGCUUCUUCGAUUUCACGGUGCAAGAAUCUCCCGUUCAAGCUCGCCUAGCCGAGCUUUGGUUCGAAACCGCCGCCAGCUACCCUCCUUCUCCUUUUGUUUCGAAGCUUGUGCUUAGAGAAGACGAUGUUAGCGCCUCUUCUCUGGAAUGCUUCAAUGGUGAUUCGAAAUCGGUGGCUGGAGUUCUGCAAGAUAUAGCUAUGCAAAUGCAACCGUUACAAGUAAAUAGCACGGGACUAACCUUUACCAGUAAGACAACCGGGAACAGUUUGAAAUCAAAGGCUAAAUCCACUGUGAGAAAGGGUUCAACACUAAUGAAACCUACAGCUAGUCAGCUGGCUAAGCAAAAUCGGGCUCCUCAAAAUGUUGCUUCGAGGUUUCAGAAGUUAUCUCAGAACAAGGAAAUGAAUUUGUCUACCUUUUCUGGGGUAGAAACUCAAGCUUCAAAACGGCAGAAAUUAGAGGAUGGUCACUCGCGCAAGGUUGGUGAUGUGAUUCAGCAAACUAAUUUUGUACAUAAGGCACCUAACAGGAUUGUAACUACUGAAGAAAACUCUAGACACACCAAAUUGAGGAUUACUAUUCCUAGGGAGCCUGAGCUUGAAACUGCUCAUAGAGCACAAAGGAUAAGACCAAAAAAUGUUGUAGAGGCAGAACAUGUGACAGUGGCUGGGUCCAGAUUCAAAGCACGCCCAUUAAACAGAAAAAUUCUUAAUGCUCCUACAUUGCCACUACCCAAGAGGAGCACUCCGCAGUUGCCUGAAUUUCAAGAAUUUCACCUGAAGACAUGGGAGAGGGCCAUGCAACACUCAUCCGCUACUUCAUCAUCUUUACUUCGUUGCAACGAUUCUGACAAGUUUCAGGGAUUGGACAAACCUCCUUCUUCCACAGUAAAUAGAGGCAGGGAUUUGAGAAGACCAUCUGCCAUGACUCCCAUGAGUCCUCCAAAGCAUGAUGGAUUGGAUUUUACUCAUAACUUUAAAGCUCGGCCUCUUAAUAGGAAGAUACUUUCAAGUAGAGGAGAUAUUGGUGUUUUCCGGAAUAGAAAGCAGGAAUCCACAGUGCCAACAGAAUUCAAUUUCCAAACAGAAAAGAGGGUUCAGCACAACCUUCCAAUUGAACUGUUUAGCAAGCUAUCCCUAACCUCUGAAAUCCAGUCAAAUAAUGGAUCUCACAUCAACCAGCCGCAUCAUUCCAUGGUGUUCAGAAAGGAUUUGAAAGAAAAUAUAAGUUCUUUUCAUCUGAAUCAGAAGGAUAAGCCUUUCAUCUUUGGGGGGAACAAAAUUCAUAGCGGGAAUGAACAUUGCAUGAGUGAAGUUGGUUCUCGGUUGACUGCGAGGAGCUUGGGAAUUAGGUGACAACAAAAGAUUGUCAAUGUGCAACAACCAACAAGCUUUUGUUACCAGGAUGGAGAUUUUUGCUGUCAAGUUAUAGUUUGAUAGGGACAUAGCCUAAUGUCAGCAACCAUUCUCAGAUGGUAUCAUCCGAUAGGUGGUUCUUUUACUGCGACACAAAAUCAAAGAAAAAUAUUUUGUUAGAACAGAAGUUAGCAUACAUGUGCGUAACUGCAUCAGUUGUAUCUUGUACAACCGCUCCUAGAUCUCUGUCCAAUAGUAAAAUCGUUAAAAGGGCAAGUGUAUUAUAGUCCUGAAGCCUA